Molecule: messenger RNA, 1353 nt
Organism: Adineta ricciae
Lineage: Eukaryota; Metazoa; Rotifera; Eurotatoria; Adinetida; Adinetidae
Source: the annotation of a GenBank genome assembly
AUGAGUUUCGUAACUGACAAAACUCCAGCUGAUGAGACGAAUGGACCGGGGAAUAGUGCAACUUCUGCACAUGAUUCUGUUCUUAGAUUAUCUUUUAAUCAAGAUUGCACAUCAUUGGCGAUGGGUACAAUAAAAUCAUAUUUUCUCUAUACAAUCGUCCAAGAAAAUCAAAUCAUUGAGAAUCGUAGUUCCGAAAUUCGACCAUUUCCAAAUAUUCAUCAACUUCCCUACGACAACGUUCGUAUAAUCGAGCGCUUGUAUGCCAGUUCCUUGCUUGCCGUUGUCAGCGAUCAAGCACCACGAAAACUAAAAGUGUGUCAUUUCAAAAAAGGUACCGAGAUCUGUUCAAUCUCGUUUCCAAACAAUAUUCGCACUGUUAAACUCAAUCGUUUGAAAUUAAUCGUUUGCUUGGAUGAGAGUAUUUACAUUUACAACAUGCGUGAUAUGAAAGUAUUACAUAUGAUUCGUGACGUACCGCUAAAUCCAGACGGACUUUGUGCAUUAUCAUCAGAUGAUAAGAGUCAAUAUCUGGCUUAUCCGGGCAGUUCGAUAACUGGUGAAAUACAAAUAUUCGAUACAUCUAAUUUAAAACCUGGUGUAACAAUUAGUGCUCAUGAUAGUCCAUUGGCAGCUAUGGAAUUCGAUGGAAAUGGAGCUAGAAUUGCAACAGCAUCGAAUAAGGGAACAGUUAUUCGUAUUCAUAGUGUAACUGAUGGUACGCGUUUGUUUGAAUUUCGUCGUGGCAUUCGACGUGUGGCAACAAUUUACUGCUUCGCAUUUAGUCCUGAUUCGAGUUUCCUUGCUGCAUCAAGCAAUACUGGUACUAUACACAUCUUUCGAUUAGUCACCCAGAAAGAAAAGCCAGCAGAGGCGCCAGUGUCAUGGAUGGGUACAUUCAGUCGUGUGUUGGAAGAUGUGGCAUAUUAUUUGCCAAAACAAACGUCUGAAGUUUUAACACAAGAACGUGCUUUUGCAACGGUUCAUCAUCCAUCAUCAGAAACAAAAACAAUCAUUGCAAUAACUGCUUCGACAGAUGCACUGAAACUAUUUGUUGCCGGUUAUGAUGGCAUUGUUCAUACCUAUGAAGUCAAUACCCGUGAUGGAGGAGAAUGCCAACUAAUGAAUCAAUAUUCUUUAUUUCAAAUAUCUUCUAGUGAUCAGACAAAUACAACUACAAACAAUUUUCACGAUGGUGCUACACGAAAGUAUCCUCCGAAUUUAUUACGAAAUGAAACUAAUGCUGUUGCCCUAACUAAUAAUGCACACCUUGUGGAUCAAACGUUUAAUACUGCAAUAGAACAAGAUAGCUUUCCUCCGCUUCCAUCGCCUCCACUUGGAGGCCAUGAUGAAUAA